Amphibalanus amphitrite is the source of this 4083-nucleotide messenger RNA. RefSeq names its product eukaryotic elongation factor 2 kinase-like. Lineage: Eukaryota; Metazoa; Arthropoda; Thecostraca; Balanomorpha; Balanidae. Bases 356 to 2593 code for a protein of 745 amino acids. The transcript has 16 exons. Gene Ontology annotation, molecular function: elongation factor-2 kinase activity; protein binding; ATP binding. Gene Ontology annotation, biological process: protein phosphorylation. The record is from RefSeq and is a predicted model, not a curated record.
GCGUCGAGAUCAGAGAGCGGGCGUGGGUCGAGGUGGGCGGAAGCGGAUUUGAGGAUCUCAUACACGAAGUACGACAGAGGUAUUUGGCUUGGGACUUGUUGCCCUGCCAAAGAAGAUUUAACAUUUUGAAGCCCUUAGGCCCAUCUGCGGGGCUUGGUAUUCUUUUGCGUCCCCGUGUUUCUGGUACUUGCAUUUUGCCUCCAGAUCGUAUCGCCUCUGUACAGUCCCCGUUUGGUGCGACCCCAUAGGAGGGUUUAUUUUCGGCUGGUUUCAAUACCAGUCAAAAUUGAUACCAUUCUGAUCAAGUGGAGAGGAAGCUGUUGUUGUAAGCCCUGCAGGCGCAUACUGUGCCGCCAUGCCCGAGUCCCAGGACGCAUCCUGCGAUGGUCCGACCGGUCACUUGGAGCUCAGCCAGGAGCUGGACCAGAUCGACCUGUGCCCCAUCACACUGGAUGACAUCAAGGCUGACCCACAUAGACCGCAGAUCGAUGAAAGUGAAAUCAUCGAGUGGAAGCAGCGCGACCACUUCGCCACGGGGAAGCGCAAGCGGCCGGUGCCCAUCGUGAUAAAGACGCCGUCGACCCGGCAGCUCUGGAACCGCGCCAUCUCCAAGGUCCUGGCCAUGCUGAGGGGCGACUCAAAGGCCAACAGUCUGGGCGACUCGUGGGAGAACUUUGACGUGGAGGGCCUGAAGACGGAGAAGGCCACGCGCUACCGCUACAAGGCGCUCACGGGCACCUGGGUCACCGACGAGGUCUCCAUCAAAAUGGAGCCCGAACACUUCAACGCCGGAGCCAUGCGCCGCUGCUUCCGAGCGAAGAAGCUGAGCAACUUUUGCCACCACUCGUCGUGGCACCGCGAGAGUAACAACUACGUGGCCAAGGCGUACAUGGUACCGGUGGACCGGCGCACCUACUUCGACGACGUCAAGCUGCAGAUGGAGGCCAAGCUGUGGAGCGAGGAGUACAACCGGCACAACCCGCCCAAAAAGGUGGACAUAAUGCAGAUGUGUGUGGUGGAGAUGACGGAGCGCCCGGACAAGCCGCUCUACCACUUCGAGCACUUUAUCGACGGCAGCUACGUCAAGUACAACUCCAACUCGGGCUUUGUGCGCGACGAGAACCUGCGACUGACACCGCAGGCCUUCAGCCACUUCACCUUCGAGCGGUCGGGUCACGAGCUGGUGGUCGUGGAUAUCCAAGGAGUGGGCGACCUCUACACGGAUCCGCAGAUCCACACCGCCGACGGAGAGAGUUACGGAGACGGCAACCUGGGCACGCGCGGAAUGGCGCUGUUCUUCCACUCUCACGUCUGUAACACCAUCUGUCACUCGCUGAACCUGACCGCCUUCGACCUGGCGCCGACCGAGAGCAAGGAGCUCUCCACACAGAUCAAACUGCAGCAACGCAGUAAGACGCUGUCGCGGGGUCUGGAGGAGGUGUGCGCCUCGCCGCGGGAGCACGAGUUCGACCUGCACGAGUACAUGCGGCGCCGCUCGUCCAGUUCGGGCCACUGGAGCGGCGACGAGGUCACCAGUCCGCUGGAGGCGUCGUCCCCGCCGCAGUUUUAUAACGAGCUGUCAGACUCCGCGCGCGACUCGGCCUUCAUCGCCAAGCGGACCCGCUUCAUCAGCGAGAGCUCGACGGGCUCCACGGACGCCAACGACUGCCUCCGGUUCCAGUCCUGCUCCUGCCCUGAGUGGUCCUGCCCCCGGCCGGCCGCCGGCUCCAGUCCCGGCAGCAGCGGGGACGGCCUCUGUUCGUCGCCCUCGCUGCCGGAGCGGCCCCCGCACACGGUGCCCUCGCUGCACCCGAGCGGCCGCAGUCACCCGCUGCUGAGCCAGGGCGGCGGCGGCAGAGAGGCCGAGAGGGCCCUCUUUCAGGAGGUGAUCAGUAACAAGCAGCGGCCGUCCAACAUCGAGGCCGAGGUGUGCCGCAUCUCCACGGCGGAGGCGCCCUCCAUCCUCGGACAGAUCCACUUCGACCUGGCCAAGUAUCACGAGGUGGGUCGUUUCCUGGGCGAGGACAAGACGGCGGCGUACGACCGCUCUGCGGGCAUGUUCCACCUGGAGCGGGCGGUCGACUGCGGCGUCCGCGAGGCCAUCAUCACACUGGCCGACAUCUGCCUGGGGCGGCCACACGACCUCCUCUCGGACGUGCAGUUGGAGGACAGCGCGGAGACUCGGCGGCGCGGUAUCUCGCUGCUGGAGCGGGCCGCGCAGGCCGGCGACCGGGCCGCCAUGGUGGAUCUGGCGCGCAGCUACGAGCUGGGCACCUACCUGCCGGCCGGCGAGAAGGACAUCGACUGGAACAAGGCAGUCCACUGGUACGCUCUGGCGGCGGACACAGAUGUGGACGAGAGCGCCGUGGCCGAGGACCCCACCUACCUGCUGAUGGGACGCUGCGCCGAGAUGCUGAAGGCCGGCGGGCCGCGCCUCGAGCCCGACUACUCGCGCGCCGCCGAGGUGUUCAACAGCGCCGCCGAGAAGGCCUCGGCGGCCAUGAAGGGGCGCGCCGCCAACCGCUACUUCAUGGAGGCCGAGGAGUGCUGGGCGCUAGCCGAGGGAGACGGCGAGGGAGAGGGAGAGGAGUAGGGAAGAGAGAAGUGGAGAGUGCUGGGCGCUGGUACAGGGGAAGACGGCGAGGGAGAGGGAGAGGAAUAGGGGAGAGAGAAGUGGGGAGUGCUGGGCGCUGGUACAGGGGGAGGAUGAAGAGUAGGGGAGAGAGCGGGAGAGUCGUCGCUCAGGAGCGGUGGACGUCCCACGUCGUCCUCCUGCAGUCGUUCCUGUUUCUCGGUGUGUACAGAUGUGUAGCUAUGCCUCUGACCGGCCGCCGGGUUCCAGCGGUCCGCCCCGCUCCCGCUGCCCCCGUGUGACGGUGUGUGUGUGUGGUGUGGUGUUUAUGUGUUCCACAGGGCUGUGUACAUAGUUCGGGCGCUCGGCGGCGGCGGCACGCCGUUGUAGUCGCGCCGGGCCGCCGCCUCGCCCUGCCGUGAUAUUGCUGUGUUCGACUGACCGCCGCCCCUCAGGUCAGACUGUCAGUGUAAAAUGUACAAAAAAAGUUCAACGACCAGCCGGGCCGGGCCGCCGACGUACGGUGUAGUGGUGAGCGGCUGGACGGCCGGGGUCUGUCUGCGUGUGCGGGGACUGAGAUGUUAUUUAGGUGGCUGUGUUGGUCAGAGACUGCUGUCUAUAGUGCUACAGACUGUAUAGUGUCAGAGACUGCUGUCUAUGGUAGUAUGUGGAGCCAGAGACUGUCUAUAGUGUCAGAGACUGCUGUUCUAUGGUGUGUGUGUGUGGUGUCAGAGACUGUAUAUGGUGAUCAGAGAGUAGAUAUUACAAUUCUAUGGUGUGAGGCCGGACGUGUCGGCACGAGCAGUGCCGCCCCGGUAUAUCGCUCUCCGUCUGUGUGUAACUGACGGCGGCCGGUCGCGCCGAGUGUGAUAGAGGUGCAGGGUUCGAGUAGUUUCCGUCUGGGCUGUACGCUGUAGAUAUGGAAAACCGGACCAUACGGUGCCCACCGCCGGCCCACAGCGGCUAACCGGGGGCUUCUGGGUCCGACGCUUGGCGACUUACGCUCGGGGAUUGGUGUUUUGCGCUAUUAAUGAUUUGUAUCAGCUCGCAGCACGUUACUAAUGCUAAAACGUUACGAUAUGGGCGCUACCUGUAGUAUGAGGAGGUCGCCGGCAGUGCGCGAGUUACCCGCCGUGGCGGAUUUGACGUGUACAAAGUAACGACGACGAAUGGCCCUGUGCGGCGGGCCGGACCCAGUGCACACAGGCGACUAACCCAGUACAUGCAGUAACCUCAGAUCUACGUCGGCAGUGUUGUGCGGUGUGCCGGGACGCCCGGCUUGUGUGGUGUCGGCGGGGUCAGUGCGACCCUGGUGUACCGGCGACUUACGCAGUCGCCCCGGGCUGUGUGUGAACUGUGUGUGAACUGUGUGCUCUCCAUGUGUGUACUGUGCCGGGUGGGACGACCCCCGGGCCGCGGGGCGGUCCCCCGGCGCACAGUGGUCCGCGCUGCUCGGCGCACGGUGGACGCCGGCGCCACGCGCGCUGAAAAAUAAAGACAUCUCAAGUGUA